CAACAGAUCUAACAUAGUUUAUGAAUUGUUUUCUCACUCUUACUUCUGGAAUACUAUUUGACUCUGAAUUUGUCAAGUGAAAGUCAAUUUAGAUUUUUGAAAUAACAACAAAAAUGUGAGGUUAUAAAAGUUGUCGCAUUUAUUUAUUGUAAAAAGAUAACCAUGGAAGAAGACAAAAAAACGGAACGUAAAAGAAAAAGAUUUGCAGCACGUUUAAAGAACUCUAAAGGUAUAAUUUGUAGUGAUAUCCCAGGACCACAUGUUGUUUUGUGUAAUGCUGGACAGGCAACUGGACUCGAAAAAGAGUUUAUUUUCAACCUUACUAAUACACUGGGUAUUCCUCUACCCAAAUAUAUUGCAGAAAAGGGUGAAUCACAUUCCUUCUUAGUGUUCAAAAAUACAGAACAUGCAAAAUUAUUCUUUAAUGAAUAUAAUGCUAAAGCAAAAAUCGACGAAAAUGGAAAUGAAUUGUAUAUGCAUUAUGUUGAAAAUGUGCCAAGUACGGAAACAGUAUGCCCCCAUCCAAAUCCAAAGGGACUGACAUUACUAAACAACUUCAUAUCAGAGGAUGAAGAGAAGCUCUUCCUCAAUAUCUUUGAUUGGACACAGGAAAUUGAGUCCAGUGUUCUGAAGAAUCGUCAAGUGAGGCAUUAUGGUUACGAGUUCAGAUACGGUAGCAAUGAUGUGGAUUUGGCCAAUCCAUUGGAAGAAAAGAUUCCAGAUGUGUGUGACAUCCUCUGGAGGAGGUUACGGGAGUAUGGUAUUGAUGUAGGAGUUCCAGAUCAGUUGACGGUUAACAAAUAUUUGGCUGGACAAGGUAUCCCAUCCCAUGUUGAUAAGCACAGCCCAUUUGGCGACACAAUACUGUCCCUAUCACUCGGGUCCUCGGUUGUGAUGGAAUGGAAACAUCACAGUGGAAAGUGGGUGCCUGUUGUGGUCAAAGAAAGGUCCUUGCUUAUCAUGCAGGAUGAGGCUAGGUAUGAUUGGCAACACGGCAUACAGCCUCGAACCUACGACCCUAUAAUAGAGAGCCGUACCAUAGACAACACAAAUAUGAAAGUGAUUACCUCAGAUACUGUUCCAAGACAGACCAGGAUUUCCCUAACAUUCCGAUGGACUAGGAGUGGACCUUGUGAAUGUAGUUAUAAGACAUUAUGUGAUAGUGUGAGCAAGGCGAGCGACGGCGACCUGGAGGAUCAGAUAGCGUCCAACCUGGAAGAGUUGCAUGUGCAUCAGGUGUACGAGCAAAUAGCUGGUCACUUCAGUACCACCCGUCACAAGCCGUGGCCGCGGGUGGUGGAGUUUACGCAGCGAGUGCAGCCCGGAGCCGUGCUGCUCGACCUCGGCUGCGGGAACGGGAAGAAUAUACUGCACAGGAGCGAUAUAUUGCAGAUAGCUGGCGAGCGUAGCAGCGGUUUGUUGGUUGAAUGCAAGGAGAACAUUCGAGAAGUGAAUGCGGCGGACUGUGUUCGGCUGGAUCUGUUGCACUCUUGUCUCAGAGACUCAUGCGCAGAUGUUAUCAUAUGUAUCGCUGUGAUACACCACUUUAGUAGUAGGGCCCGAAGACUCCAAGCACUAACAACCAUCCACCGACUACUUCGCACCAAUGGACAAGCGCUAAUCACAGUAUGGGCGAAAGACCAAACGAAAUCCAACUACCUACUAAAAACGAAAAGUCCAAACACAGAAGACCGGCAAGUCACAGUGGCGGGUUUAAACCUGCCUGUCCACGAAAAUAGGACCCAAUUCCAGCACAAAGACCUUUUGGUACCAUGGAAGUUGAGACGGAAGACCGAUAACAAGCUUGCGGGUCAACCUGAAAGUACAUUACUGAGGUUCUAUCAUGUGUUUGAGGAGGGGGAGUUGGAUAGGCUGUGUGAGGAAGUGGAGUUGGAAGUGGAAAGGAGUUUUUACGAAGAGGGGAAUUGGUGUGUAGUCUGUAAGAAACGGGAGGUGCAAUAAAGGUUUUUGGAAUUUAA
This is a messenger RNA of Manduca sexta (tobacco hornworm), 1979 nucleotides long. RefSeq names its product alkylated DNA repair protein alkB homolog 8. The transcript has 8 exons. The record is from RefSeq and is a predicted model, not a curated record. Gene Ontology annotation, molecular function: S-adenosylmethionine-dependent methyltransferase activity. The coding region runs from base 163 to 1962 and encodes 599 amino acids. NCBI's taxonomy places the organism in Eukaryota, Metazoa, Arthropoda, Insecta, Lepidoptera, Sphingidae.